Messenger RNA from Toxotes jaculatrix (banded archerfish), 1560 nucleotides. Its product is annotated as G protein-activated inward rectifier potassium channel 1-like. The transcript has 3 exons. The record is from RefSeq and is a predicted model, not a curated record. Lineage: Eukaryota; Metazoa; Chordata; Actinopteri; Toxotidae. Gene Ontology annotation, molecular function: G-protein activated inward rectifier potassium channel activity. Bases 1 to 1560 code for a protein of 519 amino acids. Gene Ontology annotation, cellular component: plasma membrane. Gene Ontology annotation, biological process: regulation of monoatomic ion transmembrane transport; potassium ion import across plasma membrane.
AUGUCAGCCAUAAGGAGGAAAUUUGGAGAAGACUACCAGGUGGUGAACACCAACCGGGGCAUGACUUUUUCCGCCCCGGUGAAGAGAAAGAGACAGCGGUUUGUGGAGAAGAACGGUCGCUGCAACGUCCAGCACGGUAACCUUGGAGGAGAGACCAGCCGGUACAUCUCCGAUCUCUUCACCACGCUGGUGGAUCUCAAGUGGCGCUGGAACCUGCUCAUCUUCAUCCUCACUUACACAGUUGCAUGGCUUGUCAUGGCAUCAAUGUGGUGGGUGAUCGCCUACAUCCGCGGCGACCUGAGCCACGGCGGCCACGACUCGUCCUACACCCCGUGCGUCGCCAACGUGUACAACUUUCCCUCCGCGUUUUUGUUUUUCAUCGAGACCGAGGCGACCAUCGGAUACGGCUACCGCUACAUCACAGAAAAGUGCCCGGAGGGUAUCAUCCUCUUCCUCUUCCAGUCGCUGCUGGGGUCCAUCGUGGACGCCUUCCUCAUCGGCUGCAUGUUCAUUAAGAUGUCGCAGCCGAAGAAGCGCGCUGAGACGCUGAUGUUCAGCCAGGACGCGGUCAUUUCGCAGCGGGACGGGAAGUUGUGUCUCAUGUUCCGGGUGGGGAACCUGCGGAACAGCCAUAUGGUGUCCGCGCAGAUCAGGUGCAAACUCAUCAAGUCCCGGCAGACCCCUGAGGGUGAAUUCCUGCCCCUGGACCAAUGUGAACUGGACGUGGGUUUUGGGACGGGGGCGGACCAGCUAUUCUUGGUGUCGCCUCUAACCAUCUGCCAUGAAAUCAACACCAAGAGCCCGUUCUUCGAUCUGUCGCAGCGCUCUCUCAUGAACGAACAGUUUGAGAUUGUUGUCAUCCUAGAAGGCAUUGUGGAAACCACUGGUAUGACGUGCCAGGCGAGAACAUCUUACACUGAGGAUGAAGUCUUGUGGGGUCAUCGUUUUCUCCCCGUCAUGUCACUGGAAGAGGGCUUCUUCAGAGUUGACUAUUCCCAGUUCCACAACACAUUUGAGGUCCCUACACCUCCUUACAGUGUCAAAGAGCAGGAGGAGAAAUCCUCUGUGACGUCACCCAACCAACUGCCUGUUGCACCCACCCCCUCCUCUCCUCUGCUGGGCAAUGGUGGCCGUGGAGGCCGCAGGGAGAGGCUCCUAUCAGCCGACUACGCAGACCACGCAGAGGACCAAGCCUCUAGACUGCCCAGCAAACUCCAGCGCAUGAGCUCCACCAAGGAGGAGCACCUCUGGAGGGGGCUGAAGACAGGGUCAGCCUUGCCAGGGGGGAAGGCCUCCAGCACGGGAGACCUGCCGCUUAGUAUUCAGAGGCUGAGGUCCAGCUCCAUCCCGGUGGCGAGGCAAGGACAGCUGGAGGAGCAGGUCCAGCUGUUGUCCUUGGAUGGAGAUGCAGAGGAGGGUGACCUGGAGAAACACAGACUGCCAGCAGCUGUUAGCACCAUUGCUGCUCCAAUCCCCACACCAAUACAGAUCCCCUUGGUAGGGAGUCGGCCAGAGGACAACCUGCCCCCCAAACUGCGCAGAAUGAAUGCUGACCGCUGA